AUCUAAAACUCUGCAACUGGUGGUCUGAGAGAAAAUCACAUGUCCCAGGUUAUCUGGGAAUAAAAAAUAAGACUUCACAACAACAGAAGAAGAAGAAGAUACAUGGAGGAGAAAUCUAUGUCUCUGAUUGGCUGAGCACACAUGUGAUUGAUCACAUGACCACAUGAGAGUUGCUCCUGCAUGACAAAUGUUUUUUGUUCAGAAGAUCAACGUCCUGCAGGUUAAAGCUCAGAUAACCACCGGCUCUGGUCACAUGGGGGCAGCGCCUGCUCGGAGUCACUCAGCAGAAACAUGAGGAGAUCAUUUCCUCUUGUUUAUCAGCAGAGACCAACAGAGCAACAAAGAAGUGAGUUCAUCAGUGUGGUGUGGCCUCUCUGCACUGAGAGCCAGGAACCGACAGAAGUGGCCGAGCCAGUUAUUCUCCGAGAGCAGAGGAGAGUGGAAGUGAAACAUUCAGGGAGACGCUCUGGAGACAUGGCAGAUACAGCCGCUCCCACCUCCAAGCAGCAGCCGGUGGCGGCCUGCGGUGACCCCGUCUGCUCCUCCUGCCUCGGGGACAACUGUAAAGGAUGUCCACAGUGUCUUCAGAGUCCAGACAAGCCUCCACCUGCUGAGGGUCUCAAACAGAACGGAACAGAGGCUGGAACUCAGGCGAGCAAAGAGGAAACUCAAGACACCAAGACAGCAGAGGAGAUCAAAAUCCAGGAUGACCUGAAGGAGUCCGAGGUCCCCAAGAAGCUGGAGGAGGAGAAGAAAGAAGCGCAGUCUGAUGAGGAGAAGAAGAAGAACGGAGCUGAAGAGGAGGUGAAGGAAGAGGAGACCAAGGAGGAACCUCUGGGCCCCGAUGAUGUGGUGUGCGACUCCUGCAUCGAGAGCCCCUGCAGGGCCCUCAAGUCCUGCCUCACCUGCCUGGUGUCGUACUGUGAGGCUCACCUCCGGCCUCACCUGGAGAACCCCAAGUUCCAGAACCACCGGCUGGUGGAGCCGCUCAGGGACAUCGAGAGGAGGACCUGCGAGAGCCACAAGUGGCCCCUGGACAUUUUCUGCUGCGCUGACUCCUGCUGCAUCUGCCAGGACUGCUUGACCGAGGACCACACGGGCCACAACACCGUCCCUGUGGUGGAGGCUCGCAGGCGGAUAGAGGGGGAACUGAGGGAGAAGCAGACGGAGACGGUGAAGACGGUGACGGCGGCAGAGAACGCCAUCAACAAACUGCAGCUCAACACAGUCUCCAUAGAGCAAUCGGUGGCAGAGGUGCAAACCGUGAUCCAGAGCCAGUUUGAGGAGCUGCAGGCGGUGAUGGAGAGGGCGAAGAGGGAAGUGACGGAGAUCCUGGAGGGCGAGGAGAAGCAGGCGCUGAAGCAGGCCGAGGGCAUCCGGGUUCACCUGGAGCAGAGGUGCACGGAGCUGAAGAAGACUCAGGCGCAGAUGGAGAAAAUUUCCAAGAACAAGAACGAUGUGGAUUUCUUACAGGAGUAUUCCGAGUGGAAGAAAGAAGCCCCUGACAUCUCUUUGCCUGGGGUCUACAUCGGCCUGAUGGAUCGCCUCAACUCCUUCAGCCGUGUGAUCGUGGACUCCACGCAGGAGCUCUGUGCCCAGCUCGUGUCCUCGUACAUAGACAAAGUUAAAGAGACCUGCAAGAACGACCAAAUGGGAAUAAAAACAACAGUUCAUGCGAUUAUCUCAGCGAAAGACAACAUGUCGAUUCCCGAUCCUCAGAAACACGCCGACUUCCUCAAGUACGCCGCCCACGUGAGUUUCGAAGCUGUCACCGCUCACAAGUUCCUGCGUCUAACGGAGGAGAACAGGAAGGUGACCAACACCACGCCCUGGCAGCAUCCGUACCCUGACUCACCUGAGCGCUUUGAGAACUGGCGACAGGUUCUGGCCACAGAGAGCUUCUAUAUGGGCCGACACUACUUUGAGGUCGACAUCAGCGGCGAGGGGACGCACGUGGGCCUGACCUACAAGAGCAUCGACCGCAAGGGCAGCGAGAGCAACAGCUGCAUCACAGGAAACAACUUCUCCUGGUGUCUGCAGUGGAACGGACGCACCUUCUCCGCCUGGCACAGCGGCGUGGAAACCCCCCUCAACAUGGAGAAGUUCACUCGCAUAGGCGUCUACGUGGACUACACACGAGGCCUCCUGGCUUUCUACGGCGUGAAGGACACCAUGACGCUCAUCCACGAGUACAAGGCAGACUUCCUGGAGCCUCUUUACCCGGCGUUCUGGUUGUCGAAGAAGGAGAAUAUCGUGGCCUUGGUGGCGCCUGGGGAACCGUUACGGCUCAAGAGCCCCUCUCCACCGACCUCACCUGUAACCAAAGCCAUAGUUUCAUAAACAGCAGCAGAGCUGCAACUGGAAACCUGUUUGUUCUCAGUGAUAUAGAAACUGUAAAUAAAGAUGGACGACACGUCUUCACUUCCUCCCACUGUGCAAAAUUUUAAUUUUCUUGAGUUGGAGUCACGGUAUCAAGAACCUGCUGAUACACACGUUCGCCCAAUCAGGAGUCAGACUCAGCUGUCAAUCAUAUCAUCAAUUAACUAAUUCAAACCAAACUGAUCAGAAACACUUGAACAAACAUCAGUGUGAUGAGAGCGACCUGAAAUGACAGAAACCAUCUUUGAGGAAUAUUUAUUAUUUAUCUACUUUGAUUCUUUAGUUUGGUUCAUGUCCCAUCGGCUAACAUGGAGGAGUCAGAGUUUAUGAUCUAUACUGCAGCCGACCACCAGGGGGUGAUCAAGAUAAUUCGGCUUCACUUUUGGGAGCUGUCAUGUCGUCCAUCUUCAUUUACAGUCUAUAGACACAUGUUUAUACGAAAGUACUGUUUCAUACAUUUUAACAUAAAAAAGAAAAACCAGCUGAUUUGAGUUUCAUUUUGUUUACAGUCGUUUGUUUUUGUCGUAAAACCUUUUAUGAGUUACAUGAAAAACUGUGUUUAUCUCAUGUUCGUUUGGGCUCAUUGCAUGUGUAUGUGUGGGACUAUUGUUACUGUUACUGUACUUUUCAUUACACUGUGAAUCCACAAAAGCUCUUUAUUUUCUGCAAAAUAAAUAAAACUGCCAUUAAAA
This is a messenger RNA of Paralichthys olivaceus (Japanese flounder), 3071 nucleotides long. It is a transcript of the gene trim16, whose product is annotated as tripartite motif containing 16. Gene Ontology annotation, molecular function: protein binding; zinc ion binding. NCBI's taxonomy places the organism in Eukaryota, Metazoa, Chordata, Actinopteri, Pleuronectiformes, Paralichthyidae. The record is from RefSeq and is a predicted model, not a curated record.